AUGCGGAAAGGUGAGCCAGAAAACCGCGUUACCCGUGGUAUUGCACGUUACUCACGACUGCGCCACAUCGAAAUCGAAUGGCCGUUGCUCGCUCUUUCUGUGUUCUGUUUCGUCUACAAUUCCGUCAGUGGUUUUUGUUUUUCUUUGGUUGACAAGUUUCUUUUGGGGUUUGCUUUUCCUCCGUUGCUGAGUUUGACUGUGAGAAGAAAAGUUUGGUUUAGCUCUGGUGUUCGGUUGGUUGUGAGAACAAAAGAGUUUGAUCGGGAGAAGCUAAGGGUUUCCGAUUAUAAAGUUAUGGCACGUGUUGCUGAUAAAAUAAAAUUGAUAGUUGGAUCAAGGGAAGCUCUUAAGCUUUCUGUAAGGAUCACUGAUCUUUGGUUCAUUGGGAUUCCUGGAAAGACUGAACAAGCUGAAAUGGUGGUUGUUGAUUCUGAUGGAGAUGAAAUGCAUGUUGUUUGCAAGCAGGAUCAGCUGAAGUCUCGCAAGGCUGAUUUGAAAGAAAAUUUGACUUAUGUGAUGCAUAAUUUUAAAGUUAUCAAGAAUGAUGGGAAAUUCAGAGUUUGUGAUCAUGAAUAUAAAUUAUGUUUUACUGGAGUUACUGUUGUUAGGCAAUGUGAUAUGGAACAAUUACCUUUUAGGAAAUUCAGAUUUGUUGCUUUUUCCAGUGUCAUUGCUAGUCAUUUUAAAAUUGGCCUCUUGGUUGAUGUUAUUGGCGUGGUUGAUGAAGUGGUAUUCCGAUAUGUGUCAUCCAAAAAUACGAGGGUUGUUUUGAAUUUAAAGGAUUUGAGGCCGAUCGUUAUUCUCUUGACUCCUGCUAGGAUUAAGGAAGCACAGGGAUCAUAUCCAACAUCGGUCAGUAAUUCUUUCAAGGCAUCUAAACUCAUGAUCAAUGACCUGGUGCUGGAAAUUCAAGAAUUUAGAGAGAGUCUUUUAGAUUUAGGGAUCGAGGUUAGAUCAAUUUUGACGCCUAUUGGACAAGGGAGUUCACAGGUUUUCUUUGUAGAAAAUCUAAUGUCAGUUUCUUCAAACAGGAGUUUGUUUGUGUUACUGUCGCCAAGAUUACAACCAUAG
Messenger RNA from Glycine soja, 1071 nucleotides. RefSeq lists its product as uncharacterized. The record is from RefSeq and is a predicted model, not a curated record. The coding region runs from base 1 to 1071 and encodes 356 amino acids. The transcript is spliced from 11 exons. Lineage: Eukaryota; Viridiplantae; Streptophyta; Magnoliopsida; Fabales; Fabaceae.